Messenger RNA from Macadamia integrifolia, 1520 nucleotides. RefSeq names its product cytochrome P450 71AU50-like. The record is from RefSeq and is a predicted model, not a curated record. Gene Ontology annotation, molecular function: monooxygenase activity; oxidoreductase activity, acting on paired donors, with incorporation or reduction of molecular oxygen; iron ion binding. The transcript has a single exon. The coding region runs from base 361 to 1188 and encodes 275 amino acids. NCBI's taxonomy places the organism in Eukaryota, Viridiplantae, Streptophyta, Magnoliopsida, Proteales, Proteaceae.
UUUUUUCUCCAUUGGAUGACAAUCCAUGAAAUAAUAAGGGGAUUUUGGUCAUUUCGAACAAGUAUUUAUGCCAUUCUGAUACCCAUUAAGCUGGUCGAGUCAGGAUCAGGUCUUUGUAUGAGAACCAUUCUUGUAUGGUGACUGAUCCGUACUUGGAAUUCACUCAAUCUUUCUCUUUUUACAACAUGCUUUCACAUUUAGUGGAUUCUAAGUGUGGAUCAAACACUGUACGAGAAUGGGUCUCUUAUAAGGAAUUGAUCCAAACUCGAAGCUAAUCAUUGCACGAUGGUGCAUAAAAAUUUUUCCAUAACAAAUUACAAUAAUUAUUAAUUAUCCUUGUUCCAGGGAUUGGCUCGUGGGAUGAAGGCACUGAACAAAGUUUCUGAUGAAUUCUUGGAGAAGAUCAUUGAUGAACACAUACAGGUUGCUAAAGACCACCAAAAUAACUUCAAGGGAGACUUCAUCGAUGUAAUGCUACCAUUAAUGAUGGAAUCCAAAAAUGCAGCAGAGGAUGAACAAUGCUAUAUGAUCGACCGAACCAAUUUUAAAGCAAUCAUUUUAGACAUGCUUGCGGCUGCAAUGGACACAUCUUCUAUCACAGUUGAAUGGUCACUUUUCGAACUGUUAAGGCAUCCAAAGGUGUUGAGGAAGCUCCAAGAAGAGUUGAAUGAUAAAGUAGGCAUAGAUCGGCUAGUUGAAGAGGAGGAUUUAGUGAAGCUGAACUACUUGGACAUGGUGGUGAAGGAAGUCAUGAGGCUUCACCCUGUUGCUCCAUUGCUUCUGCCCCAUGAGUCCAUGAAAGAUACAACAAUCAAUGGAUACCAUAUACCCAAGAAAUCUCGUGUCAUUAUAAAUGUUUGGGCAAUUCAACGAGACCCAACUAUAUGGUCAGAUAAUGCUGAAGAAUUCUUACCUGAAAGGCUCAUCGGCACUGAUAUCAACGUUCGGGGACGUGAUUUCCAACUUAUGCCAUUUGGAUCAGGUUGUAGGGGGUGUCCUGGCCUUCAUUUGGGCUUGGUUGUUGUUAAACUGGUGGUUGCACAACUAGUACACUGCUUUGAUCGGGAGCUACCUAGUGGCAUGUCACCAAGUGACUUGGACAUGACUGAGCAGUUUAGCCUAUCAGUUGGAAGAGCCAACCAUUUACUUGCUAUUCCUACUUAUCGCCUUUUGAGUGGCAACAAGUAAUUAUAAGGAGACUCUAAUUAUAUAUCCAUCCCUACUCACAGCUUGAUUCCAUUGUGAACCUCUGAAGUGAUUCCUUAUUAUUACCUGUUAGUUAGGUUAACCAUUCUCUUCCCCUCCUUUUAUUUAUUUAUUUUUAUUUGUAUGGAGCACGAGUCUCCUUUCAUACCCAUGGUGAAAAGGAAUUUUCUACCUUUUUCUUGGUUGAAUAAGACUCCCAUAGGUAGGAAUGAUUUUGUAUAAUUAGGUGGACCAAAAUAUUUGAUCAUUCAUUUCCUUCACUAUAGGUGAAUACCUUCUUUCACUAUUAUGAAUAAAAAAACACAUGUUGUGUU